AUGUCAGGGCCCCAGGGCCCGGCGGAAGCACUGAGCGACCAAGGACCCGGUGACCUUGGAGCUGCUCACCUGGAAAGCUCACUGGGCUCGCAGUUCCCGUGUCCUGUUUGCGGCGAGCAGACAGCGAUCUCGGAAGCAGGAGUCAAGGUGGACCGCGUCUUGAAGCUCGUGGUGGAGACAUUUCAGCAGACGAAGGACGGCGAAGCGCCGCCAAAGUGCGGGCACUGCGAGGAAAAGCUGGCCUCACAGCGAUGCCUGACGUGCGAUGGAGUUCUGUGCGAGGACUGCGUGCAAGCCACGCACUCAAGAGGCUACUUCCGCAGCCACCAGAUCGUUGACCUCCGGAAUGCCGCCGGUCAAGUCUCCUCCAGGAUGGUCUGCCAGGAGCACUCCCAGAGCUUAGAUUUCUAUUGCCUGGAAUGCCGAAGUCCUGUCUGCUCGCACUGUUCAAUCUUCGGGGAACAUCGAGAUCACCAAAAGACGAACUUGGACAAGGCAGUUCAGACCGGGAAGGAGACUCUCCAGGCAUGGAUCGACCGGCUGAGCCAGCGCAUCAGUAGCGCCGAGGUGCUGUUGGAAGCCUUCCAGGAAGCGGACAAGGAGAUCACGCAGAGGGGGGAAGCUCAACGGGCCAUCGUGAAUAACGAGAUGGACCACUUAAGGGAGCUCAUCGAGACGAAGCGGCGCCAACUUCUGCAGAAAUCAGCCCUGGAGGAGAAGCAGAAGCGUGUGCAGCUGCAGGCACAAGUCAAUCGAGCUGAAGGAAUCCGCAGCGAAGCCAAAGGCUUCGUGGACCGCUCCGAGGGCCUCCUGAAAUUGGACAGCGAGCACGCGUUUCUGGCUGUGGUGCUGCCUUUGAUCCAGGACAUGAAAGUUUGCGCUGGCACGGCUGUUGAUAACAACCGGCACAUCUCGACUGCUUUCCGGCCCCUUUCUACGGACGCUCAGGUCCGAGUUCUGGGAGAUCUCGAUCUUGGCCAUCGUCUUCAACCGGUUCCCAUGCUGGCCGGCCCCUGCCAAUCGCUUGAGCCAGCGCCGUUUGUGCCCCAAUCGUACCAGCAGCCCAACCGGGAGCCCUAUGUCCAGGGCCCAGCCCAGCACCCCCCGGCUGCUGCCCCGAACGGCGGCACGGCGCACUUGCCGCCGACAGCGGCCGCGCUCAACGGUGCUUUUGCCCAGGUCGCCUCCCACGUCCAGCUGGUCUACAGAGCUUCUGUUUAUCCAACGUAG
Molecule: messenger RNA, 1230 nt
Organism: Symbiodinium sp. CCMP2456
Lineage: Eukaryota; Dinophyceae; Suessiales; Symbiodiniaceae
Source: the annotation of a GenBank genome assembly